Molecule: messenger RNA, 1850 nt
Organism: Exaiptasia diaphana
Lineage: Eukaryota; Metazoa; Cnidaria; Anthozoa; Actiniaria; Aiptasiidae
Product: sphingolipid delta(4)-desaturase DES1
Exons: 2
Coding region: 84-1073 (329 amino acids)
Biological process (GO): ceramide biosynthetic process
Cellular component (GO): membrane
Molecular function (GO): sphingolipid delta-4 desaturase activity
Source: RefSeq, a predicted model, not a curated record
CUUUUUCAAUGCAAACUGAAGCAUGAUUGAUGCUAUAAACGUCACUCAACUAAUCAUACCUACCUUCAGAUUCAACUUACAACAUGGGCGGCCAGGUAUCUCGCACCGAUUUUGAAUGGUCUUAUACCGAAGAGCCCCAUGCAAGCAGACGAAAAGAAAUUCUCGAAAAAUACCCAGAGAUCAAGAAGCUGAUGGGAUUCGACCCUAACUUCAAGUACCAAGUUCUUUUCCUUGUUGUGCUACAGUUUUGCAUAGCAUACAUUGUCAAAGACUUUUCCUGGACGUGGCUUAUAGUGAUGGCCUAUCUUGUAGGUGCCGUCAUCAACAAUGGAUUACUAGUCGCCCUCCACGARAUAUCUCACAACAUUGUGUUUGGAAACUCAAAACCACUGCUUAAUCGACUGUUUGGUUUCGUUGCCAACUUGCCAAUUGGGAUCCCAUGCUCUGUGUCGUUUAAAAAAUGGCAUAUCGAUCAUCAUCGUUACCUUGGUGACGAGGAAAUGGACCCUGAUUUGCCAACUGAAUGGGAAGGUCGYUUCUUCGCCAAUACAGCAACGAAGUUUCUAUACGUGUUUUUGAUUCCAUUCUUUUACUCACUACGUCCUGUAUUUGUCAACCCUAAGAAGCCAUUGCCACUGGAGAUUGCUAAUGCCAUAUUGCAGCUUGCUGUUGAUGGCCUUCUUGUUCACUGGUUUGGCUGGAAGUACCUUGUYUACCUAGUUGCAUCAACCCUMCUUGGAAUGGGCCUUCAUCCCGCAGCAGGGCACUAUAUUGCUGAGCAUUACAUGUUCCUCAAGGGACAAGAAACCUUCUCCUACUACGGGCCYCUGAAYUGGRUMACMUUUAAUGUUGGCUACCAUAAUGAGCAYCAUGAUUUCCCAAGUGUCCCAGGCUCAAGACUUCCCCUCAUUAAGAARAUCGCUCCAGAGUACUACAAUAACCUAAAGCACCAUGACUCGUGGAUCAGGGUCAUYUAUGAAUUCAUCACAGACCCAAAUAUUGGACCAUACGCAAGAAUCAAACACAAAAGCAAGAAAGGAAAAGAAGAAAAUGGGACAAAAAAGAGUCAUUAAUUUCUCGCUACUGAUCCCGUAAAAAAUGUUUGUAAAAUGUGGAUGGCCUUUAGCCGCGUUCUAUUUAAUAAAUUGCUGGGCAGCGCGUAGCCAUAAAUGAUUAAAUGGUGAAGGAACUAGGUAAACUAUCCAAUGGGAACUAGGUUUGUAAAGGUGCAAUGAAAACUGAAUGUAUAGAUCAAAUAUUCACCCGGGAAUAUCAUGUAUAGCUACUAYUUUUAUAACCUGAAUAUAAUACAUUAGAACUAGAUCAGCCAAGCACCAUUGUAGCCGCUUUUAAGCAAGCAUAGCAAAAUGUCAAAAAAUUUAAAGACAGGGACGGAAGCUUUCCAAAACUCAGCCAUCUUGUUGACACAAAUCACGAAUAGUGUCAUAUAGCACGCAGUUGAUGUAAUGACGAAYAUCUUUCWGUAAGCAGAUGAUCCUUAUGAACUCAGAUGCAAUCCGAUCUGUGCCCAAACUUCACGUYCAACACAGGAAUCCCAUCACAAGACGUGAUGCAAUCGAGAGGGUAUCAUGUUCUAACACUGUCACGAAAGACCACGAAGGUUCAAGAAAUGUUUCGAAGCAAGUCGUUACAGUAUAAAUCGAGGAAGAUAAGCGGCUGGGGUCAAUUUUGAACAGGGUCAACUACUUAACGCUGUCAUCAAUUACAUCAUGAGAUUGCAACGAUUUAACGGCGCAUGUCGACCAGUUUCUACUCGAAGGUCUAAAAAAAUACUGAAAACUGUAAGAUAUUUUAAGUCGAUAUAUUUGAUUAAAGGAAUAAAAAAAGCA